Messenger RNA from Paramacrobiotus metropolitanus, 2594 nucleotides. RefSeq lists its product as uncharacterized. The record is from RefSeq and is a predicted model, not a curated record. Bases 718 to 2211 code for a protein of 497 amino acids. The transcript has 8 exons. NCBI's taxonomy places the organism in Eukaryota, Metazoa, Tardigrada, Eutardigrada, Parachela, Macrobiotidae.
AGCAAGCAAGCAACAUAUUAACAUGCCGAAACACGAGAAUUCGCCCUGUUCUAACAGUUUAUAAUACCUUUAACCUUAUAGUACUACGGUACUUCCUACGAGUACUUAAGUAGUUCUUCUUUCUAGUACUUACCUACCAGUAGUAGGCUAACAUUUCGUGCUAAUCAUCUAAUGUACGUACCUGUUCUCCUUUUUGAGCCAGAUGCUUGGAUAGACACCUGCAGAGCGAAUCGUCCCAGUGCGUACUGCCUAAUUAUAACCCGGAAUCCACAGAAUGAAAUAGGAGUAAUCCCGAAUAAACUGCAGUUACUGCACGUGAGCGAGAUUAAAAUGAAGACGGCAUUCACAGCACGGUCGGAUACGUAUGUUCUGUCUGACAAUCAGCGCCACUGAUUCCACUGCGCAGUACUGACUCGGCCUGCUUCGCGAGGUCAAAUGACGCAGCUGGCCGUCUACAAGACAGCUCUGUCUCCGGCCUUUAUCGGCGCUGAAUAAUGGCAUUGGCGGGCACGUAUCCACCCACGUGAAGAAUUUCUACAGGACCGAUAGUAAUCACACGGAUCCCGAUGCACCGAGUUUUCCAAGAAAAUGCGAACAAAGGACGACGGUCAGCGCACUGGGCCGGAAGCCAGUCGCGAGACCGAGCGGGACUGAAACGACAAAUCAAAAUGCGCCGUUCAGGAGGAUCCUUCCACGGCCUUGGCGGACAGCCUGGUAAUGGAUCCUGUGCAGUCCGAGGCUCUUGCCUUUCCCCACCUGGCCCACGUCAACGGCCAGCGCGGUUCGACCCCCGAGGGCGAUAGCUCCACGCUGCUCGCCACAACGCCUGUGGCCGCCCCAGUCCGCAGUAAGGAAUCCAGUGCCGAACCCUUUAGCGAUCGCGUCCUCAAGCAACAGGCGGUGGCGGAGGCCCUGGCCUCCGCCAACAUGGUGGACUCGCUGGACGUGCAGUUCGCCAUUAAGAGCCUGGAAAACGGGUCGGGCGAUGCGUCCACUCCCACGCUCGUCUCCGCCGACACGUACUCGCAGGAUGUGGCCCGGGCCGUGUCCAGCGAAGUCUUUGGGGAGAACGGUCUGGAUUUCCUGGAAAAUGCUGGUUCGACGAACGCCAUAGAGUCAGAGUUGGCGCGUCAGUCGCUGUAUCAGAAAUUCGACCCAUAUGUCGCGGAAACUGCCCCGAGCCGACCGCUGCCGGAGCCCGCAUUCAAGCGUCCCUUCCCGCCGCAGAGCAGCACAGCCAAUCUCGACAUGAUCGCGGCCAUGCAGCACAAACGCGAUGCCAUUCUCCGACAACAACAGCAGUCGCAGUCCACGGCUGAAACGCAGCCGGCCCAGUUGUGCGGGAUUGAAUUGGCGCAACCGAAUUCACGGCCUGAUGUUGUUGCUGAUCGCGAUGCAGCCGCUAAUGUGAAAAGUACGCCUAAAGCUACUCCGCCGAUCACCCAGCCGCGGCAUCAGACGCAGACGCUGGACAACUCUAUUGCGCCGCCGAUGAAUGGUGGGGGUGGGCAACACGCUGUGGUAAAUGGCAACGGAAUGGGCGGCGAAGAUGAUGAAAAUGAGAACGCUGAUGAGCAGCCCAUACCGACAUAUCCACCGGGCAGUCUGGUUAGUCUGUCAACGCCACCGCAGCGCCCCGUGACACUGCGCACCAAGAAUGCCAAAAUGACCAGCAACAGCGUUCACCGUACCCUCAACCGCCGCUCCGUUCCCGCCGGUGUCUUCGCAGAGGGCGAGCACUUCAAACUGGCCAUGGAGGACUCUCAGCCCAGCAACUAUUCGGGUCUCCCGGAUUUGCCACCGGUGUGGGAGAAUGUAGUGGCCAUGUACGAGGGCGUGGUGCAGACGCUGCUGGCCAAACUGAAGACCUUCCAGGAGGAGACAGCCGCGGCCAAACAGCGGGAGGCGCGCGCUAUCGCCGACCAGGAGGAGAUGCACCGGGUUUUUGUUUCCCUGCACGAGCGCUUCGAGACAAGCAAGUCUGUGAUUAGCACCUACAAAUCGAAUCAAGAGAUUCUGCAGAGGGCCUACGAUGAGCUCAACGCCGAGUUCGCUCCGCAGCAGCAGGAAAUGAAACGUGUGCAAGCAGUGAACCGUAUGGUCGAGAUGAAGAACCGGCAGCUGGAAGAUCAGCUGGAGAAAAAGAAGGAGGAAAUCGCGGAAAUGGCCAAGAUUGUGGACGAUCUGAUCAGCGGCAGCAAGGAGGGUUGAAGCGCCCAUCCCUUUUCGCUGUUGCUGCCGGUGGUCGGCGGUUGAUUACGUAUUGUGUUCCUGACUGAGAGUCUACUCACUGCUGCCUGCAGACUUUUGAAUCUAGGUUUUUUAAUGUGUCUGCGCUUCUUCGUCAUUUACAGAUCUGCGCAUUGACUCAGUCAUGUUGUUGGCAAAAGCCGUUUUUUUGUUUACACUUAGAUGCAGUGUGCUUCCAAAUCCCCUGUUUUUUGCUUCUCGUGAGCGGAUGAUUACCCAUUUUUGGAAAUGUACAUUUUGAUUGGCGUUUUUCCUGUGCUCUUGAUAAUUCUGGAUUUUCAAUUUUGCAAGCUGUACAUUUUCGGUGGUUAUGCCAGAAUAAAAUUUUCUGAAAAACAACCGUA